AUGGAAAACGAAGCACUAAUACCCAUUCCCACCUCUCAACAGAGUGAGCGCACACAAAAUGACACCUCUCAACAGAGUGAGCGCACACGAAAUGACACUGGGCAGUUCUUCUUCUGCCUAGUCGUCGUGUUGUUGGCCUUAGCCGCUCUCGUCAUCUUUUGUAAAAAUAUUGGAAAACUAGCAGAGGAAGAAGAAGAAGUAAAUCCAUUGUAUGAUGUUACAAUACCUUCUUUGGAUUUCACCGUGCUUAAUAUGACCGAGACUCGUCUUAGUGUAAAAUGGGAUUUAUUGAUAAGAAUCCCUCCCAGACUUCCUGGUCCCUAUGUGUGUCUCAUAGGAUAUUUUAAGGCUUUCAUAGCUUACAACGGUGUAACCAUCGCUACUUCACCAAUAGAGAGUUACACUCUUAAAUGGUUAAUGCCUAUGGUGCUUCAAGUUUCAUUGACUGCUUCCGAGGGAGAUAUGGACGGUGCGAUUAUGAAAAAUAUUGUUGAGGACAUUAAGGCAAGAGGUGAAGUGCGGUUCGGAUUGAGGUUGCUUUUUCCGGAUUGCACAUAUGGAUCGAGCGGAAAGAUGAACUAUGUGUGUGAUGAAGCCACUUUAAGGUUCAAGCCUGACUCUCAGAGGGAUGCAGCUUUGGUUGAAAACCAACCUCAUUGCCCCUAUCAGCUUUGA
Eruca vesicaria subsp. sativa (arugula) is the source of this 675-nucleotide messenger RNA. NCBI's taxonomy places the organism in Eukaryota, Viridiplantae, Streptophyta, Magnoliopsida, Brassicales, Brassicaceae. The record is from the annotation of a GenBank genome assembly.